GGAUAUCGUUAUAAAAGCCGGCGCGCCCCGGCGCAUCGUUCGUCUUUCUUCGGCGGCGAUUCAAGUCCUGACUUGUGUGCGCGACAAGCCAUCUCCUCACGGUCACCAUGCAGAUUGUCGGCAAGUACCAAUACGUGUCGAGCGAGAACUUCGAGGAUUACGUCAAGAGCCUCGGCAAGGCCGAUCUCGCUGACGCGUUCCUGCAGGCCACGCCGGUCGUGGAGAUCCAGCAGAACGGCGACCAGUGGAUGGUCACGGUCACCAGCCAGGGUAAGACCGUCACCGCCACCUUCAAGCCCGGUGAGGUCUACGACGAGCAGCUUCCAUCUCAAGGCCUCGUUUUCAAGAGUAUGACCACAAAAGAGGGCAACGGCUUCAGAACGGAGACCACCUUAUCCGCGGACCUGAAGGCAAUCCGAGUUUACGAGUUCACAGACACCGGAAUGAUGGUGCACCUAUCUUCCAACAAGAGCGACGUCAAAGCUAUGCGUACAUACAAAAGACUGUAAAGCCGGUUCCUAAUUUAAAUAGCAGUAUAUAACAUCACACUACAUUAAAGAGAUUGAAAUGUAUAAAA
This is a messenger RNA of Solenopsis invicta (red fire ant), 577 nucleotides long. It is a transcript of the gene Fabp, whose product is annotated as fatty acid-binding protein homolog 5. Gene Ontology annotation, cellular component: nucleus; cytosol. Gene Ontology annotation, biological process: fatty acid transport. The record is from RefSeq and is a predicted model, not a curated record. Gene Ontology annotation, molecular function: fatty acid binding. The transcript is spliced from 3 exons. Bases 108 to 509 code for a protein of 133 amino acids. Lineage: Eukaryota; Metazoa; Arthropoda; Insecta; Hymenoptera; Formicidae.